GAUUGACUUACCGGUCGUGUAGUUCUUACGUGUUAUACGCAAAAAUUAUAUUUACUUCAUCUCAAAAUGGACGCAGAAGAAUUCAGAGUUCGCGGCAAAGAAAUGGUUGACUACAUUUGUCAAUACAUGACAAGUAUGAACAAAUACAAAGUCACUCCAGACAUAGAACCGGGAUAUUUAAAAAAGUUGCUGCCCAGUGAAGCUCCACAAGAACCGGAAAACUGGGAGAGUAUCAUGAAAGAUGUUGAGAGCAAGAUCAUGCCGGGAGUCACACAUUGGCAACAUCCAAGGUUCCAUGCAUAUUUUCCCAGUGGAAACUCCUACCCUUCGAUAUUGGGUGAUAUGCUGUCGGAUGCCAUAUCGUGCAUUGGAUUUUCUUGGGCUUCCAGUCCCGCCUGCACAGAAUUGGAAACCAUCGUUUUAGAUUGGUUCGGCAAAGCCAUCGGUCUUCCAGACGAUUUUAUCACUUCAAGUAGUAAAGACAGUAAAGGUGGAGGAGUUCUUGAGACCUGUGCCAGCGAAUGUGUCCUAGUAUGUAUGCUGGCAGCUAGAAACCAAGCUAUUCAGUAUCUCAAAAAAGACAAUCCAAACAGUAGUCACGACAGCGAAUUUUUGCCAAAGUUGAUCUGUUAUUGUUCAAAAGAAGCGCAUUCCUGCGUCGAGAAAGCAGCGAAGAUGCUUCUUGUGAAGAUUAGAAUACUGGAUCCUGACGAGAAUGGUAGUUUGAGAGGGGAGACAGUUCGUGCUGCCAUGGAAGAAGAUAAAGCUAAAGGACUCUUUCCCUUCCUCGUUAGUGCUACCCUUGGUACUACAGCGAGUGCUUCUUUUGAUAAUUUAGAAGAAUUGGGUCCGAUUUGCAAAUUAGAGCCUUGUACAUGGCUUCACGUCGAUGCUGCUUAUGCUGGUAACGCUUUUAUUUUACCUGAACUGAAAUAUCUGCUGAAGGGGGUCGAAUAUAUAGAUUCUUUUAAUACUAACCCCAACAAAUGGUUAUUAACCAACUUUGACUGUUCCUGUUUAUGGGUUAGAUGUAAGUACAAACUCACUAGUGCUUUAGCAAUCGAUCCUUUAUAUCUUCAACACGCCAAUUCAGAUGAAGCCAUUGAUUACAGACACUGGGGUAUUCCGCUUAGUAGAAGGUUCCGAUCUUUAAAAUUGUGGUUUGUUAUUAGAAACUAUGGACUUUCUGGUCUUCAGAACUACAUUAGGAACCAUAUAAGACUAGCAAAAUAUUUCGAAUCUUUAGUUAGGAAAAACCCAAAGUUCGAAGUUGUAAACGAUGUACGCCUAGGUCUAGUUUGCUUCAGACUAAAAGCCCCAGAUUGCGACAACAAAAAACUAUUAGCCAACAUAAACGAUUCUGGUAAACUUCACAUGAUUCCUAGCAUGGUCAAAGAUAAGUACAUCAUUCGAUUUUGUGUAGUAGCUGAACAUGCUACAGAAGCUGACAUAGACUAUGCCUGGCGUAUCAUUCAAGAAUACAGCGCAGAAAUUACCAGCAGAGUAUCCUUCAGACCCCCUCUUACAAGGCAAAAAUCCAGCAGGCUCUCAUUUACAAGAAGUGUGUCCAAAGAAAUGUACCAAAGGUCCAAAAGCAAGUCCAACUUGCUGGACGGUGCCACGCCUAUUUUGGUGGUUGAUUCUGAUGAAGAUGAGGAAUGCCUCAACAAUAACACAGAUGAUAUUCUGGAUGCCUUGACAAGCGUAAGUGUUUAUGACGACGACGUGUUUGCUAAAGAGAACGAAGAAGAAAAGAGGAUGCCACCUCAGAGUCCACCCAACUAUUUGUAACCGAAUAUGAAUUGUCUAUAAGAAAAAAUUGGUCCUUUUUACUUUUUCUAUGAAGUGGUCUGAUUUAUUAGAAAUCAGUACUACAGUUGUUAUUGAUACUAGUGAGCUGAAGUCUUAUAGUAUCAAAAUUUAAUAUUUAUUUGUAUAUUUUUUUAAAUACUAUAAAGAACAGUAUUAUUACGAUUUAAGUUAUUUUGAAUUAAUUUUUAGUACUUAAUUUAAUUGUUACAAUAAAUUAUUUCUUGCAUUUAUUA
Molecule: messenger RNA, 2045 nt
Organism: Diabrotica balteata
Lineage: Eukaryota; Metazoa; Arthropoda; Insecta; Coleoptera; Chrysomelidae
Source: the annotation of a GenBank genome assembly